Messenger RNA from Candidula unifasciata, 606 nucleotides. The record is from the annotation of a GenBank genome assembly. Lineage: Eukaryota; Metazoa; Mollusca; Gastropoda; Stylommatophora; Geomitridae.
AUUUACGAAGGAGAGAGACCUAUGGUCGCAGACAACCAUCUUCUGGGCGUGUUCGAGCUGACGGGCCUGCUUCCCGCCCCCCGCGGAGUGCCCCAGAUUGAGGUCACCUUUGACAUUGAUGUGAACGGCAUUCUCAAGGUCACAGCAGAAGACAAAGGAACCGGAAGUAGAAGUCAAAUCCUCAUUACAAACGAUCAGAACAGGUUAUCAGCGGAAGAUGUGGAAAGGAUGGUCCAAGAGGCGGAGAAAUAUUCAGAGGAGGAUAAAAAGGUCAGAGAUACAUUCACGUCCAGACAAGACCUGGAGAAAAAUGUUUACAAAAUGAAAAACCAGUUGGAGGACGAGAAGGGAGUAGGUGGCAAGUUAACGGAAAAGGAGAAGGAGCCGAUUCGCGAGACGGUGGCGGCAACAAUUGAGUGGUUGGACAAGAACCCGGAUGCAGAUCUGGAUGCACUGAAGGCACAGAAAGAGGCCUUCGAUAAGGCCAUGGAACCAGUUUUGAGUAUACUGUAUAAGAGAAACAAGGAGAACAUGCAAAAACAAGCGGAGGAUGAUGAAGAGGAGGAAGAUGAGGACGAGGACGAAGACGAACGAGAUGAGCUGUAA